AUGCAACUAAUACGAUCGGCUGUGGCCGAGGUGAAGAAGAUGCAGAAGAGGCAGCUCCUGCUACAAGGAGUGAACCUCGGCCUCAUCAUCACAUCUGCCCUCAUGAUCUGGAAGUUCCUUGUCCUUGUCACUGGCAGCGAGUCUCCGAUUGUGGUGGUGCUGAGCGGGAGCAUGGAGCCGGGAUUUUACAGGGGCGACAUCCUGUUCCUGGACCAGCCCAAGGGCCCCAUCGAAACCGGAAACAUCAUCGUGUUCAACGCCGGGGACCGCGAAAUCCCCAUCGUCCACCGCAUCAUCAAGGUGCACGAGCGGCACAACAACAUCAGCGCCGUCGACAUCCUCACCAAGGGUGACAACAACUGGGGCGACGAUCGGUCGCUGUAUCCCCGGGGCGUGCGGUGGCUGGGCAGGCACCACAUCAUGGGUCGUGUGAUUGGCUAUCUGCCCUACAUAGGCCAGGUGACUAUCAUCAUGAAUGACUACCCCAUUGUCAAAGUGCUGCUCAUCGCGGCUCUGGGCCUCUUUGUCAUCACCAGCAAGGAGUGA
This is a messenger RNA of Auxenochlorella protothecoides, 546 nucleotides long. Its product is annotated as Signal peptidase complex catalytic subunit SEC11C. Gene Ontology annotation, molecular function: serine-type endopeptidase activity. Lineage: Eukaryota; Viridiplantae; Chlorophyta; Trebouxiophyceae; Chlorellales; Chlorellaceae. The coding region runs from base 1 to 546 and encodes 181 amino acids. The record is from RefSeq and is a predicted model, not a curated record. The transcript is spliced from 4 exons. Gene Ontology annotation, cellular component: signal peptidase complex; membrane.